UAGUAGUACCUCCCGAUAACAAAGCGCCUUGUUCUCGUAUUGCUACCUGUAGUAUAAUAAAUAGUACGGCGAGUGGAAGCACCAAACUUUCUUUCACAACUUUAAUACUUACAAAAUACAAGUGUUGGAGCUCUGCCACGGCUGAAGCGAGAUAGAUGAUACCGUCCCGUGGAUAUUGUAGCAGGUCCAAUAAUUGUUUUAUUUGACGCUCGCGAGCCGAGAAUACAUUUCAGCUGUGGUGAAGAAGAACGAUCUUGGAGCAAUGGCUGGUACUAGAAAAUGCAGUUUUCUGUUCUUCAAGUAUGCCUUGGUGCUACUGAAUGCGUUCUACCUUUUGGUCGGCAUCAUCCUCAUCGCAGUGGCUGGAGCUGCCAAGGCGUCGGCAAUGUUCACCAGCCUAUCCCUUCUUGGGGGCAUCGUGGCAUGCGGAGUGUUUGUCCUUCUUGUUGCCAUCCUUGGCCUGGUCGGUGCAUUCAAGCAUCACCAAGUCCUACUGUUCUUUUACAUGAUAUCGUUGCUGAUCAUCUUUCUAAUUCUCUUUUCCGUUUCGGUGGCCGUUCUGGCUCUCACUGGCAGUCAGCGCCAUACAAUUCUGGAGAAGUCCUGGUCAGCAUCUUCCAACUCGACUAAAUCCGAUGUUCAAUCGGCUUUUGACUGCUGUGGCUUUGACUCCAGCUCGCGCAAUGCCACCGAUAAUCUCUUCCACCCUAGCUGUACUGCUGCUCCCAAGGCCCCAGCUUGCGCCAAUCGCACCACUUGCACACCGCCAUUCUUUACCGACGAAACACCCUGCUGCGAUACCUGCUACUCGCACUGGCAGGAAUCAAUAGAGAAGCUGGUCAGGUCGUCGGGCGGCGUUGGCCUCUUCUUCUCGUUCACUGUGGGAGGCGGCAUGAUUUUCACUUACUGCUACAGGAACCGCAAGGACCCGUCUGUCAACCCUCGUGCGUUUCUCUAGUCGUCACUCACUGGCGUUUUUUAGGUUGUCUGCAUACAGCGACACUGUCCAGUUUUUAUCCAAUCCACCGCUUGCCCUGUUGCCUUGCUGUCUGCUACACUCACUCAUGGGAUACCCAGCUGGUUCUGGCAAUGGCCAAUUCUUGCAUGCUCUGAAAUCAGAAAAUUUAACAUAUUUGAAGCUACUGCUAUAUUCUCACACCAGCUGCUUGCAUUAUUUCCGACCUACUGCGGGCCUUUACUGUGCUAUCAUUUACAUACUAUUGUGAACUUGUAAUAAUGUAUUCACUUGUCAUAAUGUCAUCUGUUUUUUUUUUGCUUUUCAUGGAAAUUUGGUUCUUUUGGUGUUGUUUUACUUUUCAUGGAUCCAGUUGGGUCCCAUUGGCAUUUUCUACCUAUUGUCAACAGAUGUGCAUGUCUGCUGCUUCAUGUUUUGCUUGCAUGCUCUUUCUGUGAUCUCUUCCAAUUUAGCGUUACUUGUAUUCUGUUGGUCGCGGCAUGUGAUUUGUCAUCGGAAUUUGCACUGUCCUUGA
Sycon ciliatum is the source of this 1490-nucleotide messenger RNA. Its product is annotated as tetraspanin-31-like. The transcript has 5 exons. Gene Ontology annotation, cellular component: plasma membrane. The record is from RefSeq and is a predicted model, not a curated record. Lineage: Eukaryota; Metazoa; Porifera; Calcarea; Leucosolenida; Sycettidae. The coding region runs from base 263 to 958 and encodes 231 amino acids.